AUGGCGCUGCUUCAAUCCACGCUCAUUUGGAUUGUAUACGCCGUUGCAAUCGUUAUUCUCAUCACUGUAGCUUCCACCUUUGUUUAUAUCUACCAGACCCCACGAGAUCGCUCGGCUUCAGUAACGACUGUUUGCAUAUUUACUCUAACUGCCUUGUUGGCGACCGUCUUAUUAUUACCUGUUGAUGUUGCGCUGGUCUCGUCCACAACCUCGUCAAAAUAUGGGAGGAGAAAAGAUUGGGCAUCCCAGAACGAGGUUGAUAAAAUUAUAUAUUCGCUGACUGUGGUCUACUAUUUCCUUUACUCGCUGGAUGCCGUCCUUUGCCUUUUAGUAGUACCCUUUACAUACUUCUGGUAUGAGGAGUAUGAUGAAGUGGCACACGAGGAGGGGUGGCAAAGUACUGGCAAGCAGUUCUGUGGAGCUUUGAAAUAUACAAUCGUAUUCAUAACUUUAACGAUAAUUUUGUUCCUGGUCGGCUUGUUUGUCCCUGUGGCAAAAGAUCGAAAUGGCGCCCAUUUUGAUUUAGAUUACUUCAAAAAGUUAUUGAUGGAGAAUCAUGGGGAGCGGGCUUUGACUUUUGCCCUUGGCCUUUUGAUAGUGAUAGGCAUCAUUGCCUAUGUGAUAUACUCCUCAACGGGGCUCGCUUUUUUCCCAGUAACUUUUAUCAAGUCUGCCCCAUCGAUUUCAAGCCCAGCGCUCAGUGCAAGCAUUGAAUCUCAUUUAGAGAGCAACAACGAGCGCCAGCGUCAGCUCGAGGGCCGUUGCAGUGGCAACCCGGACCAUCUUUCCUCCAAGGAUAGAAGGGAACUCGACUCCUUAAUUCGAGAAGAGCGAACGCUACGCCGCCGCAAGCGUCUAGCCGAGGCGGCUCGUGGCCAAGGGAGGAGCCAUAUUGUCAAGGCGUGGUACAAACUUGGCGCCAUUUUCCGGCCAGUAAAACUCCUAGGAGGCCUUUGCUUUUUAGCGUUCUCCAUUCUAAUCUGGAUUUCAAUGCUUCUCACUUGUAUCGACAAAGCAAAGAACUCUGUCUGUAAGGAAAAGUGCGGCUACAUUCUCGGCAAAAUUAAUAUCCCUAACCCUAUCAAUUGGUUACUCCUAAAAUCUGCAAUUGUUUUCCCCGCCGACUACGUUAUUUUCAUUAUUCUGGUGCUAUACUUGUUUACCAGCUCCAUCGUCGGGAUUGCCACAGUUGGCAUUCGGUUUCUAUGGAUCAGAAUAUUUCAGAUCAGAAAAGGGCAUACAUCGCCUCAAGCUCUCCUCCUUGCAACAUCAAUACUGACUCUGAUCACUCUCGCCUUGAAUUAUUCAAUUUCCAUGAUCGUUGUCCCUCAAUAUGCCACAUAUGGCCCGCAAACAUUCUGUGAUUAUCCGUCCAAACAAUUUACAGCCCUUCUUGACUGCUCGAAGCACAAGGAAUACCUUAAGCCAUGUUCCGAACUCGCGGACAACCCUGCCUCUAGAUCUGUUUGCACCCCAAGCGUUGCCAGCACGUUUCUUAACCGUAUUACCUUGAAUUUCCCUUUCUUUGGCAUUAUCGAUUUCUGGUCACAAUUCUUCUUUCUAGGCUUAUCUCUCAUUAUCUUCGUCACGGUACUGAUCCGUGCCCCGAGACUUGAUGAGCAGCAGAUGGAUGAAGAUGCUGAGGAGGCUGAAGAAGAGGGGCUCCUUGCUGCCACAGGUAGGAGAUUUGGUGCUACUUGGCAAGACAUCACAGGCCGGAUACAUGAUCAGCCAGGAAGAUAUGGAUCUGGCUCUGCGGGACGUCGUACUCGAGAUGAUGAAUGA
Ophidiomyces ophidiicola is the source of this 1785-nucleotide messenger RNA. RefSeq lists its product as uncharacterized. Gene Ontology annotation, biological process: protein localization to vacuole. The record is from RefSeq and is a predicted model, not a curated record. The transcript is spliced from 3 exons. Bases 1 to 1785 code for a protein of 594 amino acids. Lineage: Eukaryota; Fungi; Ascomycota; Eurotiomycetes; Onygenales; Onygenaceae. Gene Ontology annotation, cellular component: vacuolar membrane.